Molecule: messenger RNA, 903 nt
Organism: Torulaspora delbrueckii
Lineage: Eukaryota; Fungi; Ascomycota; Saccharomycetes; Saccharomycetales; Saccharomycetaceae
Gene: TPC1
Product: thiamine transporter TPC1
Exons: 1
Coding region: 1-903 (300 amino acids)
Biological process (GO): thiamine pyrophosphate transmembrane transport
Cellular component (GO): mitochondrial inner membrane
Molecular function (GO): thiamine transmembrane transporter activity
Source: RefSeq, a predicted model, not a curated record
AUGUACCGACGGGACCAUUUACGUCAAGGUGAGGAAUCCAAUGUUACUAGAAGUUUGAUAGCCGGUUCUGUGUCUGGUCUCCUAGCGCGGUUUGGUACAGCCCCCAUGGAUACGAUUAAGAUUCGAUUACAGAUUACCCCAGGAAACGCCAGCUCAGGGAAAGCUUUGAAUGUGGUGAAAGAGAUGUUGCACAAAGAGGGCAUACGUGGCUUAUGGAAGGGCAAUGUCCCCGGAUCAUUGAUGUAUGUUGUAUAUGGCGGAGUGCAGUUUGGUACUUAUACCUUUUAUAACCAGUUGUUAUCACCACUAGCAUGGAAUAGUCAAUGGCACAGUUUUGUGGUGGGGGCUCUCGCAGGAAUGUCCAGCUCUUUUGUUUCAUAUCCAUUUGACGUUUUACGGACAAGGUUUGUUGCUGACCGUUCACGACAAUUGUCCACUUUACGAAAUACGAUAACUCGUGUGUUCCGCGAAGAUGGCCCUAGAGGACUAUUCAAGGGAUUGACGUCUUCGAUGGUCACCAUAACCCUCGCUACGUCCAUCCUAUUUUCCACCUACGAAUCGAUUCGCAUAUACUGCGAGCGCCCACAAAGAAACGCACUACAUCGUACUCUCGAUACGUUUGCGAGUCCAAUAGCUGGACUCAUCUCUAAACUAGCGACUUUCCCACUGGACACAAUACGUCGUAGGCUUGUCCUAAGCAAUUCUAGCGACCAUAAAAGUUUCGGAAACCUUUACAAGUCUUACCACCGCCGCAGUGUGGCUCAGAUCGGGCUACAAAUUAUACGCCAGGAAGGUAUAACCGCCCUUUAUCGAGGCGUCACAAUGGCAUUAUGUAAGAGCGUCCCCAGCACCGCCAUAAGUCUCUGGAGCUUUGAACGGUCAAUGGCUCUCUUGGGCGGGUAA